This is a messenger RNA of Cryptococcus deneoformans JEC21, 3446 nucleotides long. RefSeq lists its product as hypothetical. Lineage: Eukaryota; Fungi; Basidiomycota; Tremellomycetes; Tremellales; Cryptococcaceae. Gene Ontology annotation, molecular function: transcription cis-regulatory region binding; DNA-binding transcription factor activity, RNA polymerase II-specific; zinc ion binding. The record is from RefSeq and is a predicted model, not a curated record. Gene Ontology annotation, cellular component: nucleus. The transcript has 15 exons. Gene Ontology annotation, biological process: regulation of DNA-templated transcription; DNA-templated transcription. The coding region runs from base 194 to 3199 and encodes 1001 amino acids.
GAGCAAGAUUGUGCCGGGCCUUCGUCGGACCGUUGGGAACCGGAGUCGUGCACAGUCUUUUUGAGUUGUAAAAGGCGCGGGCGAACGAACAGCCAGGUGAUUGAUUACUCCCAUCACAAAUAUGAGAAGGAGAUAGUGGUGCUUGAGACUCGCAUUCUCAAAGUCAAACAAAGGGAUUCCUACAAGCCGUACAAUGGACCCAUAUUCCGUCGACUACACUCGGCACUCCCAGUACCAACAGUACAACCCGGUUCGGAUAGCCCCAGGUCUGGAGGCUAGUUCUAGCAGGACAGCAUCGACCAGUGACAUCUAUGGCCGGGGAAACAGCGCAUAUUCCUCCUCGUGGACUGGGGCGAGUCCGGUAGACGAAAGACCUGCCCGAAAGCUUGACAGGCCAUGGGAGCAUGAAAACGACAUAAAAGGGUUGAGCCAACCUCAAGCGUCGGCACAACAGCCCCCUCAGCAGCAACAGUCAUUGCAGCCGAGCGUAUUUCCUAGCUCCGGCCCUACGGCCAAGAGAGGAAGUAGAGCUUGCAUGGCUUGUCGACGGGGCAAAAAUAGAUGUGAAUGGGAUCCCGCUGGCAAAGAGACAUCAUGUCGACGAUGUCUCAUGAACGGCACACAAUGUGUAUUCGAGAAGCCGGCAGAAAAAAACGGAACGCGAGCCAGGACGAAUAGCAGUGCGGUGGCCGAUCAUCCAAACGAAGCUGAAAAUCGGAUAACUAGUCUGGAGAAGAUGGUGGAGACCCUUUCAAGCGGACAAACGCAAAUGCAAACCACGCUUCAACAAAUCCUCACAUUGCUUCCUCAAACUCAAUCUCUAUUAACGCCCACAGGACAUCCGUCAUUCCUUUCGCACAAUACCCCUUCUACUGGUGUACCACCUUCGACCAUAUUCGCCUCAGUAUCUCCGCCUCAGACCUUCCAUGAUGGUGCUGGAAUGUCUAGUGUUAGGGAUCACGCACAGUCGGAUAGACCUCGUUCACCUCAAAAUACUGCUAGCGGUCGAGGUAUAUCGAACUCGACGAUGAACAGGGUCAAGUCUGUGAAAGAGUUUCCUCCUUUGCCAGGAUUUGCACCUCCAAACCAUCGUUUCGGUACUUACGGGAUCAUCCCUCUACCUUCAGCUCCGCCUUCACCAUCACGCUCCCGUCACUCUUCCCGGUCAUCUUCUUCCAGCCGAUCCCGCGACGAGUACUCUAGCGCUUUACCGCAUGAAACCCUCACAGCACCUAUCCAGGCGUUACAGGCGCUUGCGAAUGCCGCAGAUCAAGCAGCUGCUCUGGUUGAUAAAGAUGAUGAAGGUGAAAAAGGGAAGUCGACGAGUCAGGAAGUCCGGUCGGAUGGAAGUGAUGAAGAUUCUCGGAGAGGGGAAGGUGAAGCCAAAGGAGGAGCUGAAAGGCAGUGGAAGUUGAACGGUGAGGAUGAUGAAGAUAGAGGAAGAAGUAGGAAAAGGAAGAGAGUGACUAUUGAUGGACAGAAUAUUCAUUUGAGAGUUCGAAAGAAGACUAGACCGGAUCCAACUCCAAGGAACCCGUUCCCAGAUGUGGUCACCAAAGGUUUAGUUUCAGAGAAAGAGGCCAGGGAGCUUUGGGAUAUAUUCUUCUCUGGCUGCCAUUACUUUGUACCACUGUGGGACAAGUCUUACGACACAUUUGAGACUUAUAUCGAGCGCACACCAUUCUCCACCAACGGUCUUCUCGCCGUAGCGGCCAAAAUCAGAGCAGGUAAUGGGCCAGUGGAUGAGACAUUUCAUCGAUGUUUAGAGGAAGCGCAGGGUAUCGCGAGAAGCACAUUGUUCGGACCGAUAGUGAGAAAGGAGGCGGUGAUGGCGAUGUUGAUAUUGAGUCUUUGGAGUCAAAAUGGAUGGUUGCCUUGCGGACACGCUUUAAGAAUGGGGUUGGAUAUUAACAUCCAUAGGGCUUUGGACAAGUUGGCAAAUAAGGAGGACGGGAGAACAGAAGCUGAAGAACGGGAUUUAGUCGUGUCGGCGAGAAUCUGGUUAAAUUGCUACAUGCAUGAGCACUUAGUUAGCCUUGGGACAGGUAAACCAAUAUUAUUACGCGAUGAUUCCUCGGUAAGGAAGGCCAGGGAGCUUUUGGAUCACCCAAUGGCAUCCGAUACGGACGUGCGAUUAAUCGCUGGCGUAGAAUUGGUCAACAUCAGAAUCACUAUUCUCGAGCAUCUCACGCCUCUUCAUGGUAGUACAGACGCACCUACCAUAUCAUUUGUCAAGAGCAAACUUGCAGAACUUCAAGCGUGGCAUCAAGAGUGGUACUGUAUUCACAAACGCCGAUAUGACGAUGAGAGUGUGGUGGUAAAAUUGCUGGAGACGGAGAGGGUUUAUGCGGAGCUGUGGACAGUCUGCAUGGCUCUCCGAGGUUGUUCUUGGGAUAAGUUAUCGCAUGAACAAAAGGAACUAGCUUUUCAUGCCAAAGACUGCGCGUGGAGGUGUCUUGAAAUUUUCUUGAGAUCCGAUAAUUUUAGGAAGCAUUUAAAAUAUGCCACCCACGACCAGCUUGUGUCAGUUGCAUUUGCAGCUGUCUUCCUACUAAAAGUUGCGAUCCUCUACCCAACAUCUCUCUCCAUCCCUCUCCUCGUCAGCCAAGUAUCUGAACUUGCACACUGCUUAUCGGCCGAAUGCUUCGCUGAGCGAUACGCGCUCACCCUCCGUCUCAUGCUUUCCAACUUCCGCCGCACAACCGGUGCCAUGUCCACCAUACCCGGAACCCCGCGUACGGCAGCUUCAGCAGCCGCAGGAGCUGUCCACGGACUAAGCGGACUGUCUAUGACUGCUCUGAACGUGAACGGCCAACUGAACGAUGUGGAAGGAAGUUUCCAAAACUUUUUGAGUCUACCUCAGAUGGAAAAUCAUAACAUGGAAGUAGGUGGAGAAGGAGAGAAUGCGAGUAAUGGUAUGGGGGCUACAGGUUUUACUGGGACGGAAGGAGAUGGGGGCCUAUGGGGUAUGAUGGGUUUGGAAGGGUUUGAUUGGCCGACGGAGCUUAGUCCGAGCUCUUUGCCAGUGUGGCUCCAGGAUGGGAAUGCCACAGAUCUUGGCUUACCAGUCGAUGGGUCAGACUCCCUCUUCUUACCUGUCGAACUGGCAAACAUGUUCAUGCCCUCCAACUCUCAGACCAGCGGAUUGUACCAGUUUACACUCCCAGAUUCUGGCGAUGUGGGUACAGAGGCAUGGUGAUCAGGAAUUGUAUAUCUGUUGGUAGUGUAGGAAGAGUAGCCUUAAAAGGGUGCUAUCAGACUGUCGUGUGUUGUAGAUGUACCGUGAUCUUGUAACUUAGGGUCUGCGUUAUGCCAGGAAGCAGAAGAGAGAGGCCCAUCUUCGGGAAGAGAUAAAGACGAAAGAGUGUUCACCUUUCCACAGCGAGAGGUAGAGUUUUGCCUUUCAUUAUUCCUCUAGGAUCUAAUAUGUAAGAUGUGAGAUGCGA